UAAUGGCCAUAUUAUUUUGUCCUUAUUUUAUGUCAUUCUUCUUUUUUACCUUCCAGUGGGAAGCAAGCCCUGUUGGAACUAUGACAAUGACCAGUCGUGGUCGUGGCCCGAGUACCCGUGCAUCGAACACAACUCGUGCGGCGGGACGCAGCAGUCUCCAGUGAACAUCGAGACGCUGAGCGUGGUGCACGACAUCGGCUUGAAGCCGCUCGAGUUCUACGCCCACGACGUCCCGCUCCACAACUUCACGGUGCACAACGACGGCCUGUCGCUGACCCUCCGGCCUUCGCCUGCGGACAAGACCAAGAGGACAGUGCGGGGCGGUCGCCUGCCGGGCACCUUCGAGUUCACGCACGCGCUGUUUCACUGGGGUUCCACCUCGUCGCAGGGCUCCGAACACCGCGUCGACGGCAUCGCGUACCCCAUGGAGGUACAGCUGGUAUACACAAACGAGAAGUACGCCACCGUAGACGAGGCGGACCAGAAGGACAGAACCGCCAUUAUCGCAACACUGUAUCAGCUGACGUUCGUGGACUUCGAUUCGGUGAGGGCGAUGCGAAGCGUGCUGGGUGCGCUGGAGUCCGAGGCGUCGUCCAGACGGCACCGUUCGCUUCGCCACUUGCUUCCGUGGAUGGUGCGCCGGCUGACGAGCUCCAGGUCCGGCGCGGACAAGAACGCGUCGUUCUCACUGACGCUGAACAACCUGAUGCCUCCAGGGAACCUGCAGAAGUUUUUCACUUACCGCGGCUCGCUAACUGCGCCUCCCUGCACGGAGUCAGUGCGUUGGACCAUAUUCGGCAAGAACGCAUUCGUCUCCGAGGCACUGCUGCAUCGCCUACGCAGACUUCGUGGGCACACCAAGGGCAGCUCUCUCUCGGACAACUUCCGACCACCGCAGAGACUGCACGGUCGCAAGAUCAUCUCUUCCUUUCCUCCCUUCUGACACUCGCAGGAAGAGCCGUUCAUGCGGCAGCAGUCGCUUCGUAUUUUAUCGUAAAGGCACAAAUGCAUCCUCGAUUUAUUAGCUAUGAUAUGACGCACAUGUAACGAGCGAAAAAAACAAAGAAAUAUAUGCUAUACGUAACUUGUGUUUAUAACGAAUGAAAUAUGUUUGCUUUACUUUAAAUGCGUAAGCAUUUCUAUGUCUACCCAACGAGAAACAUGUCCGUCCGUCACGUAAGACGAAUGCAAUGGCUCAUACUCCCGUAAGCAAUGACUCAUAGCCCCGUAAGCAAGCAAAAAAUGUAAAAGUUCAUACACCCGUAAGGCAGAGGCUACAAGCGAUCAGCAACGUGAAGCGAACCGUGCGUACAUUCAUUGAAAUCACCCGGGUAUACAACACA
Messenger RNA from Dermacentor silvarum, 1343 nucleotides. RefSeq names its product carbonic anhydrase-related protein-like. The coding region runs from base 425 to 943 and encodes 172 amino acids. NCBI's taxonomy places the organism in Eukaryota, Metazoa, Arthropoda, Arachnida, Ixodida, Ixodidae. The transcript has 6 exons. The record is from RefSeq and is a predicted model, not a curated record. Gene Ontology annotation, molecular function: carbonate dehydratase activity; zinc ion binding.